Molecule: messenger RNA, 25486 nt
Organism: Coregonus sp. 'balchen'
Lineage: Eukaryota; Metazoa; Chordata; Actinopteri; Salmoniformes; Salmonidae
Source: the annotation of a GenBank genome assembly
AUGUGGAUAUCGCUGUUGUUCCUGCUCUUCCCGUCUGUUUUGCUCUUCUUUGGCUUUGGCUGCCGGUGCACUUCCAGCUUUGUGUGUCCGGGGAUCUGCCGGUGUUCCUUCAACACCAUUACAUGUAACAACAUCACGGAGAAGUCCGUUCCAAUGAGCGAAAGGGGUCCAAGACUGUAAGUGGUUAAUAUUACAUCUAAGCUGAUGAAUAUUUUGUGGAUGGAUAGUUUACAUAAUAUUGGUGCGCAUUUACGCACGGGUCAAAUCAAUUGGAACCAGAGCGCAUGCAUGCAAAUACAAUGUUAAAAUCGUUUAAAAGAUUAGGCAUGUAUGGUGGUGUUCACAAGUGUUCACUUCUGUUAUUACUUGCCUUGAUAGACUACUAUUGGUGUUACUUUCAGAAGAUGUAGCGGAUAAUUGAUCAAUUACAUAAGCCUAUGUAAUAACGUUUACCAAUAACGUUUCCAUUGGGUAGGUUGUGAGGGGCACAUUAUGUUCCAAAGCCUUGUAAGUCUACGAAAACUUGCUUUCUAUGCAUUGAAAAUUCCCAGCAACAUCAUUUUGGUUUGAUUAUACCCAACAAGUUCAAGCUACUGAAUUUGAUGUAAUGCUCUGGAACCUUUCUCCAGUCCUUAGAGGCUGACUGAGAUACGUUCUGUUUAUGCUGUUUCAUCCUCAAAUCCCUAGGCUCUAAAACACUAUUAUGGCCAACUUGUGAAUUUGGAAUUAAUUGAUUUGGAUAUGGCUAAAUUCAGGUUUCCUAUUGUAUUCUACACUAUUAUUUUAUAUUUGAAACAUACUAGCCUGUGUGUGUGUGUGUGUGUGUGUGUGUGUGUGUGUGUGUGUGUGUGUGUGUGUGUGUGUGUGUGUGUGUGUGUGUGUGUGUGUGUGGAGCAGGGCCAGGUGAUAAUUCGAGGUGCCAUCUAUGGAGAGAAAUCCAAAGCUGCAUGUUGUAAAUUAGUUCAAAGCAAAUCUCUCUUGGCAGAGUAUAGAGGCCAUCUCCUGCAGUCAAGUUUCCAUUAAAGGGAUAGUUCAGUUUUCUGAAGUUUAGCAUUGCUACAUUCUGCAAAAUUGUGAGCCAGAUUAUUCUUGAAAUUGCUAAAUAACCAGCCAAUUGAUUUCAAAAUGUUUCAGAGGACACAAAAACACCCUAUAGAGAAGUCAAAAAUAAGCUGAACAUUAAAAGUGAACUAUCCCUUUAAAGUUGUCUGUCUGUAAGACACAUUUUGGCAGACAGACUGUUUAUAAAACCCCUAUAAGUCUUCUGCCAGAUCAUUUGCUGAGGUCAUUUUUACACAGCCAGUUCUCCAGUGUUAAAUCAACACUGACGGGUCCACACUUAGUUUAACUAGUGUUAAAUUAAUGUCUACUUAGUGUAAAGCCUUAUUUGCAUAUUUCCUAGAGUGCCUUGCCUUUCGAGUGAAUUGUAGACUUAGCACCCAUGACUGUAUUUGUUAGGGACAGUGACAUGGUUGUUGCGUUCAUAAAUGCUCAGUCCUGUGGCCUUCACCAAGUGAGAUCCUAAGUGAAUAUGUUAUCAUUAACAUUUUAUCAUUUAGCACAGUAACAAGUAUUUAGUAAGGCCUUAUUUUGAGGGCCUAGUUUAACCCUAAUAAAGUGGCCUGAAACUCCUGUUUUUCAGGCCUUGCAAGUCACAUUAUGAUGGCUUGCAAAGUGCUGUGUAAUUCUUACUGGAAGCCAGCCAGAGUGGGUGUAUCCAACAUUUUGCAUUUUCAUUCAACACUGCCUGCAUUCAGAAUGACUGCCAAAUUGGGUAAACUAAGAUAUGAGACUACCUAAGCCAUCUAAACUGGAACAACCAUUUCAGUAAUGGGUGCAAUAAGUCCAAGUAACAGAUUGGAUUUGUUUAUAAAAAUGUAUUUUAUUUAUAUUUGAGUAGCAUAAUAUUAAUUAAUCAAUCAAUAUACAUGCAAAAAUAUACAUAUUGAAACAAACUAUUCUAAAAAUCAACCUGCAACAGAGCAUGCUGGGAAAUAUGAUAAUGGUGGGCGUGGUUUGGUUUAAAACUGGUUAUUAACACCAACACUGGGGUUCUUUUGAAGGAAUGAGUGUUAAUUUAACACUUACAUAAUUCAUUUAACACCAGUAUGAAAAUGUUUACUGAAUCCUGUCCAGGCAGUCUUCACAAAUGACCAUGUUGUACCUUUAAGAGGCUAAAGCUUGCCUAGUUAAAUAAAGGUUAAAUAAAAUAAUAAAAUAAAGCCACAACAAGACCUAAUGGAAUCAGUUAUCUAGUGUUGAUUUUUCAGUUUAACAUUUCUAGGGUUGAUUCAGGAGAACACUAUGUUUUUUGUUAGACUCCCCCUGCAGUGUGUUUGGUAAUGAACAAGGUAUGAUUCACUUCAACACUUUUAAUGAAAAAAGACAUUGAGAGGAAGGGUAAGAAAAACAUAGUUUAUCACCCUCACGCAUUUUUACCUUGCACUUGUUAAUUUAUUCAAGGCUUAAUUGCCAUUCAUUCUCCAAGCUAUCAGACAAUCACUAGGCCUACGCAAUGGGAUUUUGUUGUGCAUUAUUGCUUUUUACAUUUACAUUUACAUUUUAGUCAUUUAGCAGACGCUCUUAUCCAGAGCGACUUACAGUUAGUGAGUGCAUACAUUUUCCUAAUAUAACAAUAGGAUUCCAAUUACCUUACAGCCUCUACUCCCCACACAACCUCCAUCAGCCUCCUUCAGUACAUUUUGAAAUUAAUCACAUUCUGCAAAAGGAAAUAGUGCACUCAUUCAAUAACAUCACACCAUCAUAAUCACAGAAGCAGCAGCAAUCUAUGAAAGACUAAAGCAGGGUUCUUCAAUUCCGGUCCUGGAGGGCCGAAACACUUCUGUUUUUUAUUUCUACCUGGUAGUUAAUUGCACUCACCUGCUGUCCCAGGUCUGAAUUAGCCCCUGAUUAGAAGGAGAGGAUGAAAAACAGACGUGUUUCGGCCCUCCAGGACUGGAAUUGAAGAACCCUGGACUAAAGGAAAAAGUACAUUUGUUUCCCUGGUCUUUAAUGUUUCCUGCUUAGUUUGCUGUGUGUGUGUGUGUGUGUGUGUGUGUGUGUGUGUGUGUGUGUGUGUGUGUAUGUGUGUGUGUGUGCGUGUGUGUGGUUAAAUUAACUUUAAUCCUUUUGGGUUCCAAAAGUCCUCACAAGGAUAGUAAAGCAAGUGGGGACAUUUUUCCGGUCCCUAAAAGGAAAAAUGCUAUUUUAGGCUUAGGGGUUAGGUUUAGGGUUAGGGUUAUAAUUAGGGUUAGAGUUAGAAUUAGGGUUAGGGGUUAGGGUUUAGGGGUUAGGAUUAGGGUUAGGAGUUAGGGUUAGUUUUAGGGUUAGGGGUUUGAGGUUAAGGUUAGGGUUAAGGUUAAGGUUAGGGUUAGAUUAAGGGUUAGGGUUAGGUUUAAGGGUGAGGGAAAAUAUGAUUUUUUGGUCCCCACUUGGAUAGUAAAGCCAACAUGUGUGUGUGUGAGUGUGUGCGUGUGAGUGUGUGUGUGUACUUUGCAUGCCAUUUACUACAUGAGGCCGAUCAGACCACAUGUGGCCCAGCAGUUAGCUGUAAUCUUGUUGGCAGGUUUCAUUACAGAACCUGUUUGCCUAGCAUAGACCGCCAUUUAUCAAUCUACAUUUGUAGUACUGUGUUUGUGUGUGUACUGUAUGUUAGAUGCUAUUUAUACAGAACAUUUGUAUAAAACCUGUAUAAACUAUAUUUAUAACUGUGGAGGCUUCUCAGAGGAGGAAGGGGAGGACCAUCCUCAGUGAAUUUCAUAAAAAUAAAAAUGGUAUAACUUUUAAAAAGUUAUCCUUUUCAGAUAAAACUAUACUAAAUAUAAUCACGUCACCAAAUAAUUGAUUAAAACACACUAUUUUGCAAGGAAGGUCUACAGUAGCCUCAACAGCACUCUGUAGGGUAGCACCAUGUUGUAGCCGGAGGACAGCUAGCUUCCAUCCUCCUCUGGGUACAUUGACUUCAAUACAAAACCUUGGAGGCUUGUGGUUCUCACCCCCUUCCAUAGACUUACACAGUAAUUAUGACAACUUCCAGAGGACGUCCUCCAACCUAUCAGAGCUCUUGCAGCAUGAACUGACAUUUUGUCCACCCAAUCAAAUGAUCAGAGAAUUAACCUAGUACUGAAAGCAUAAACUACAGCUAGCUAGCAUUGCAGUGUAUAAAAUGUGGUGAGUAGUUGACUCAGAGAGAGAAAGACAAUGGUUGAACAGUUUUGAACAAAUUAAUUUAUUCCGAAAUGAAGGAGAAACAAGAGAGAAAUAGAGAGUCAUAUUUUUUUCACUUUCACUUUCACUUACUUAGCUAGCAAAUGCAGCUAGCUAGUUUAGCCUACUGAAACACUCUGCUCAAACAGAGGGAUGCUAUGUUAGCUAGCUGGCUAUGACUUUCCAACACAACACUGGAACUCUUCCAAGUCAAAGUAAGCUUUUGGUUUUACUAGAUUAUUACCACCGGGGCCCGCCGGUGUAACUGCUUACUGACUGUACACUGUAACGUUACUGCAUGAUUGUAGCGGGUUUACUAACGCGUUAGUUCUAUUAGCUAUGCUGACUAUGACAUUACUUUAGCUAAUAUGGUGACAACAAUGUAGGCUGUGUGUAGCGGUUUGGCUUGGAAAGGUUUUUUCACCUGGUCACAUACAGCUGAUGUGUUGUGCAUUGAAGUCCACAAGCGAAAGGGAAGAGGUGAGAGGAGAGCACAUAGAUGUGAGAAGGAAUACAACGUGUCUGCUAUAAACAGAAGCAAACGGAACAAAACAAGGAUAAACAUACCUGAAUUUGUCCAAAAUAAACUCUUCUUUGCAACUGUUGGACUAAUGAUUAUACCGUAUAUCAGCUAGCUGCAGGCAAGUCCUCUGUAGCUCAAUUGGUAGAGCAUGGUGCUUGUAAAGCCAGGGUAGUGGGUUUGAUCCCUGGGACUACCCAUACCAAAAAAUGUAUGCACGCAUGACUGUAAGUCGCUGUAGAUAAAAGCAUCUGCUAAAUGGCAUAUUAUUAUUAUAAGAGUGUGCAAGACGGUAUUGAAUGUCACUGUCUGUCACCUCAAAUUUGUCUCUCGACUUGUGUGCACCUACUUUGUAAACUUUAAUUCAUAGGCUAAGUUGUAGCAACCUCAUGAUGCGUAUAUUCCUCUACUGCCAUUCAUUCCAAUUAGACUGUUUUGGAUUUCUCCCUAAACACAAUGGUUGGCCAUUUUCACCCCAUUCUGGAACUGAUGACAUAGCCCCCUCUAAUAAUUAUUCCUCAGUGAGAUGUGACACUGCUAUUCUAUGAGGAGCAGAAGGCAAAGUAAAGUAGAACAUAGCCCUUUCCUGCAGUCAAAUGACCUAGUGGCCUCAUGGGUGGAAUGUUAUUCAUAUUUUUCAUCAUUUCUUAAUUAAUAAAAACGUGCCGGAAAUCCAAUGUUUCUAUGUUAAAACGUUUUUGUUAUAUUUCAGUCUUCUGUGAUGUAUAUAAAGUGUAAUAUUGGGAUGCAAACUCAAAAAUAAAAACAUUUCAGCUCUAAAUCUGACAUGUUACAGGUGUCUUCUUUUGUUUAAGCCCAUAACCCUGUGUGUGAGGUGUAUAAUUGUGUUUCAAAGUAGAUUUGUUUAAGACUACCAAGAAACAGUCUGUGUGACUCUGGUUUAGCCCACUGCAGUAAAACGUUAAUUACAUUUACCAGACGCUCUUAUCCAGAGUGACUUACAGGAGCAAUUAGGGUUAAGUGCCUUGCUCAAGGACACAUUGACAGAUUUUUCACCUAGUAGGCUCGGGGAUUAGAUCCAGCAACCUUUCGGUUACUGGCACAACGCUCUUAACCACUAAGCUACAACAAAGUAGUACUUCAACCCUUUGUGGAGCAUACAGUGAGGGAAAAAAGUAUUUGAUCCCCUGCUGAUUUUGUACGUUUGCCCACUGACAAAUAAAUUGUCAGUCUAUAAUUUUAAUGGUAGGUUUAUUUGAACAGUGAGAGACAGAAUAACAACAAAGACAUCCAGAAAAACGCAUGUCAAAAAUGUUAUAAAUUGAUUUGCAUUUUAAUGAGGGAAAUAAGUAUUUGACCCCUCUGCAAAACAUGACUUAGUACUUGGUGGCAAAACCCUUGUUGGCAAUCAUAGAGGUCAGACGUUUCUUGUAGUUGGCCACCAGGUUUGCACACAUCUCAGGAGGGAUUUUGUCCCACUCCUCUUUGCAGAUCUUCUCCAAGUCAUAAAGGUUUCGAGGCUGACGUUUGGCAACUCAAACCUUCAGCUCCUUCCACAGGCUAGGCCACUCCAGGACCUUAAUGUGCUUCUUCUUGAGCGACUCCUUUGUUGCCUUGGCCGUGUGUUUUGGGUCAUUGUCAUGCUGGAAUACUCAUCCACAACCCAUUUUCAAUGACCUGGCUGAGGGAAGGAGGUUCUCUCCCAAGAUUUGACAGUACAUGGCCCCGUCCAUCGUCCCUUUGAUGCGGUGAAGUUGUCCUGUCCCCUUAGCAGAAAAACACCCCCAAAGCAUAAUGUUUCCACCUCCAUGUUUGACGGUGGGGAUGGUGUUCUUGGGGUCAUAGGCAGCAUUCCUCCUCCUCCAAACACGGCGAGGUAAGUUGGUGCCAAAGAGCUCGAUUUAGGUCUCAUCUGACCACAACACUUUCACCCAGUUCUCCUCUGAAUCAUUCAGAUGUUCAUUGGCAAACUUCAGACGGGCCUGUAUAUGUGCUUUCUUGAGCAGGGGGACAAUGCGGGUGCUGCAGGAUUUCAGUCCUUCAUGGCGUAGUGUGUUACCAAUUGUUUUCUUGGUGACUUUGGUCCCAGCUGCCUUGAGAUCAUUGACAAGAUCCUCCCGUGUAGCUCUGGGCUGAUUCCUCACCGUUCUCAAGAUCAUUGCAACUCCACAAGGUGAGAUCUUGCAUGGAGCCCCAGGCCGAGGGAGAUUGACAGUUCUUUUGUGUUUCUUCCAUUUGCGAAUAAUCCCACCAACUGUUGUCACCUUCUCAACAAGCUGCUUGGCGAUGGUCUUGUAGCCCAUUCCAGCCUUGUGUAGGUCUACAAUCUUGUCCCUGACAUCCUUGGAGAGCUCUUUGGUCUUGGCUAUGGAGGAGAGUUUGGAAUCUGAUUGAUUGAUUGCUUCUGUGGACAGGUGUCCCUUUAAGAGUGUGCUCCUAAUCUCAGCUCGUUACCUGUAUAAAAGACACCUGGGAGCCAGAAAUCGUUCUGAUUGAGAGGGGGUCAAAUACUUAUUUCCCUCAUUAAAAUGCAAAUCAAUUUAUAACAUUUUUGACAUGCAUUUUUCUGGAUUAUUUUGUUGUUAUUCUGUCUCUCACUGUUCAAAUAAACCUACCAUUAAAAUUAUAGACUGAUCAUUUCUUUGUAAGUGGGCAAACGUACAAAAUCAGCAGGGGACCAAAUACUUUUUUCCCUCACUGUUAAUCUAAUAUAGUCACUUUGAGUUCCCUUACAGAAAAACCACAUGAUUUCACUUGUGAAAUUUCCACAUGUAAUAUUUUAUUUCACAUGUGAAGCCAUGUGAUUUUGGGACACUGAUUAUAUUUCACAUGAGGAUUUCACAAGAUGACACCCUGCAAACAGUAAUUACUUGUUAAGAUGUCAAAGGAACUUCACAAAAUAGUCACAGUUUUUUCAACUUACAUAUUUGACUAUGUUGUGUAUGUUUACUUACAGUUGAAGUCGGAAGUUUACAUACACCUUAGCCAAAUACAUUUAAGCUCAGUUUUUCACAAUUCCUGACAUUUAAUACUAGUAAGAAUUCCCUGUCUUAGGUCAGUUAGGAUCACCACUUUAUUUUAAGAAUGUGAUAUGUCAGAAUAAUAGUAGAGAGAAUGAUUUAUUUCAGCUUUUAUUUCUUUCAUCACAUUCCCAGUGGGUCAGAAGUUUACAUACACUCAAUUAGUAUUUGGUAGCAUUGCCUUUAAAUUGUUUAACUGGGGUCAAACGUUUUGGGUAGCCUUCCACAAGCUUCCCACAAUAAGUUGGGUGAAUUUUGGCCCAUUCCUCCUGACAGAGCUCGUGUAACUGAGUCAGGUUUGUAGGUCUCCUUGCUUGCAAACACUUUUUCAGUUCUGCCCACACAUUUUCUAAAGGAUUGAUGUCAGGGCUUUGUGAUGGCCACUUCAAUACCUUGACUUUGUUGUCCUUAAGACAUUUUGCCACAACUUUGGAAGUAUGCUUGGGGUCAUUGUCCAUUUGGAAGACCAAUUUGCGACCAAGCUUUAACUUCUUGACUAAUUUCUUAAGAUGUUGCUUCAAUAUAUCCACAUGAUCUUCCUUCCUCAUGAUGCCAUCUAUUUUCUGAAAUCCACCAGUCCCUCCUGCAGCAAAGCACCCCCACAGCAUGAUGCUGCCACCCCCGUGCUUCACGGUUGGGAUGGUGUUCUUCGGAUUGCAAGCAACCCCCUUUUUCCUCCAAACAUAACGAUGGUCAUUAUGGCCAAACAGUUCUAUUUUUGUUUCAUCAGACCAGAGGACAUUUCUCCAAAAAGUACGAUCUUUGUCCCCAUGUGCAGUUGCAAACCGUAGUCUGGCUUUUCUAUGGCGGUUUUGGAGCAGUGGCUUCUUCCUUGCUGAGCGGCCUUUCAGGUUAUGUUGAUAUAGGACUGGUUUUACUGUGGAUAUAGAUACUUUUGUACCUGUUUCCUCCAGCAUCUUCACAAGGUCCUUUGCUGUUGUUCUGGGAUUGAGUUGCACUUUUCGCACCAAAGUACGUUCAUCUCUAGGAGACAGAAAGCGUCUCCUUCCUGAGCGGUAUGACGGCUGCGUGGUCCCAUGGUGUUUAUACUUGUGUACUAUUGUUUGUACAGAUGAAUGUGGUACCUUCAGGCGUUUGGAAAUUGCUCCCAAGGAUGAACCAGACUUGUGGAGGUCUAUAAUUUUCUUUCUGAGGUCUUGGCUGAUUUCUUUUGAUUUUUCCAUGAUGUCAAGCAAAGGGGCACUGAGUUUGAAGGUAGGCCUUGAAAUACAUCCACAGGUACACCUCCAAUUGACUCAAAUGAUGUCAGUUAGCCUAUCAGAAGCUUCUAAAGCCAUGACAUCAUUCUCUGGAAUUUUCCAAGCUGUUUAAUUCACCGUUAACUUAGUGUAUGUAAACUUCUGACCCACCGGAAUUGUGAUACAGUGAAUUAUAAGCGAAAUAAUCUGUCUGUAAACAAUUGUUGGAAAAAGUAGUUGUGUCAUGCACAAAGUAUAUGUCCUAACCGACUUGCCAAAACUAUAGUUUGUUAACAAGAAAUGUGUGUAGUGGUUGAAAAACAAGUUUUAAUGACUCCAACCUAAGUGUAUGUAAACCUCCAACUCCAAUUGUAUAUAGUCAUUAUUACUCAAAACAUCCUCACCUGGGAUUUGAACUCACAACCUUUCGGGUCACGGCAUUCCAAUUUUCCUGCUACGCCACCAUGUCUGUGUCAAUCAAAUCAAGUCAAAUUGUAUUUGUCUAAUGUGCCGAAUACAACAGGUGUAGACCUUACAGUGAAAUGCUUACUUACAAGCCCUUAACCAAAAAUACAGUUUUAAGAAAGAAUACAACAAAAAAAUCACAAAAAAAUACAAACCAAAAUAAUAUGAAAUAAAAGUAACAAAUAAUUAAAGAGCAGCAGUAAAAAGAAUAAUAGCGAGGCUAUAUACAGGGGGAUACCGGUACUGAGUCAAUGUGUGGGGGCACCAGUUAGUCGAGGUAAUUGUGGUAAUAUGUACAUGUAGGUAGAGUUAUUAAAGUGACUAUGCAUAGAUAAUAAACAGAGAGUAGAAGCAGUGUAAAAUAGGGGUGGGGGGGCAAUGCAAAUAGUCUAGGUAGCCAUUUGAUUACAGUGGGGAGAACAAGUAUUUGAUACACUGCCGAUUUUGCAGGUUUUCCUACUUACAAAGCAUGCAGAGGUCUGUAAUUUUUAUCAUAGGUGCACUUCAACUGUGAGAGACGGAAUCUAAAACAAAAAUCCAGAAAAUCACAUUGUAUGAUUUUUAAGUAAUUAAUUUGCAUUUUAUUGCAUGACAUAAGUAUUUGAUCACCUACCAACCAUUAAGAAUUCCGGCUCUCACAGAUCUGUUAGUUUUUCUUUAAGAAGCCCUCCUGUUCUCCACUCAUUACCUGUAUUAACUGCACCUGUUUUAACUCGUUACCUGUAUAAAAGACACCUGUCCACACACUCAAUCAAACAGACUCCAACCUCUCCACAAUGGCCAAGAACAGAGAGCUGUGUAAGGACAUCAAGGAUAACAUUGUAGACCUGCACAAGGCUGGGAUGGGCUACAGGACAAUAGGCAAGCAGCUUGGUGAGAAGGCAACAACUGUUGGCGCAAUUAUUAGAAAAUGGAAGAAGUUCAAGAUGACGGUCAAUCACCCUCGGUCUGGGGGUCCAUGCAAGAUCUCACCUCGUGGGGCAUCAAUGAUCAUGAGGAAUGUGAGGGAUCAGCCCAGAACUACACGGCAGGACCUGGUCAAUGACCUGAAGAGAGCUGGGACCACAGUCUCAAAGAAAACCAUUAGUAACACACUACGCCGUCAUGGAUUAAAAUCCUGCAGCGCACGCAAGGUCCCCCUGCUCAAGCCAGCGCAUGUCCAGGCCCAUCUGAAGUUUGCCAAUGACCAUAUGGAUGAUCCAGAGGAGGAAUGGGAGAAGGUCAUGUGGUCUGAUGAGACAAAAAUAGAGCUUUUUGGUCUAAACUCCACUCGCCGUGUUUGGAGGAAGAAGAAGGAUGAGUACAACCCCAAGAACACCAUCCCAACCGUGAAGCAUGGAGGUGGAAACAUCAUUUGGGGAUGCUUUUCUGCAAAGGGGGCAGGACGACUGCACCGUAUUGAGGGGAGGAUGGAUGGGGCCAUGUAUCGCGAGAUCUUGGCCAACAACCUCCUUCCCUCAGUAAGAGCAUUGAAGAUGGAUCGUGGCUGGGUCAAUUACAGACCUCUACAUGCUUUGUAAGUAGGAAAACCUGCAAAAUAGGCAGUGUAUCAAAUACUUGUUCUCCCCACUGUAGAUGUUCAGGAGUCUUACGGCUUGGGGGUAGAAGCUGUUUAGAAGCCUCUUGGACCUAGACUUGGCGCUCCGAUAACGCUUGCCGUGCGGUAGCAGAGAGAACAGUCUAUGUCUAGGGUGGCUGGAGUCUUUGACAAUUCUUAGGACCUUCCUCUGACACUGCCUGGUAUAGAGGUCCUGGAUGGCAGGAAGCUUGGCCCCAGUGAUUUACUGGGCCGUACACACUAACCUCUGUAGUGCCUUGCGGUCGGAGGCCGAGCAGUUGCCAUACCAGGCAGUGAUGCAACCAGUCAGGAUGCUCUCGAUGGUGCAGCUGUAGAACCUUUUGAGGAUCUGAGGACCCAUGCUAAAUCUUUUCAGUCUCCUUAGGGGGAAUAGGUUUUGUCGUGCCCUCUUCACGACUGUCUUGGUGCGCUUGGACCAUGUUGGUGAUGUGGUGUUGUUGAGAGGUUGUUGUCCUGGCACCACACGGCCAGGUCUCUGACCUCCUCCCUAUAGGCUGUCUCGUCGUUGUCUGUGAUCAGGCCUACCACUGUUGUGUCAUCUGCAAACUUAAUGAUGGUGUUGGAGUCAUGCCUGGCCAUGCAGUCAUGAGUGAACAGGGAGUACUGGAGGGGUUGAGCACGCACCCCUGAGGGGCCCCUGUGUUGAGGAUCAGCGUGGCGGAUGUGUUGUUACCUACCCUUAACACCUGGGGGCGGCCCGUCAGGAAGUCCAGGAUCCAGUUGUAGAGGGAGGUGUUUAGUUCCAGGUUCCUUAGCUUAGUGAUGAGCUGAUUUAGUCAAUGACUGAUUUCACCUGUAUUCCUACACUUUGGACAUCAAAGUAAAUCUCAGCUUUGUAUAAUACGCUACAAAAUCUAUAAUAUUUAUCAUAGUGAUUCAGGAGUAACAUUAAAACAGAAUAAUAUGCCCCACCAACAUUAGACAACUAUACAGAAAACCCUCAAAUUGCUGAAAUAAGUCAAUGAAAUCAAUGAUGCGAGAAUAGCCAGAAAAAAGGCAUGCUCUUGAACUGUGGUGACUACUAAGUAUUUUUUAAACCUCCCGCUUUGGGCUGGAUUUGUCAAUGUGUAGUUCAUACAUGCAUAAUCUAUGAGCAGAAUUACCGUGUUACCUCAAUUAGCCACGAAAUCCCUAGUUUGAAAGUGACUGUUUUUCUAGAAGUUGUGAUGCGCCAUUUCCCCUACAUUUUCCCCCACAUGGGCCAGCCUCCUAGCAAUUCGAGUUCAACCAAUGAGCUUCAGCCCCUCGCCAUUUGAGUGACAGCUACCAAGAUAUACACACAUCAGAGCAAGAGAGAGAGAGCAAUGACGUGGUGCACAUAUGUGAAUUUUCGGGGACCAAUUUUGGCUCUUGAGUGCUGCUUUCAGAACUACUGGCCAAAACGUAUACAAAAGUACUGGAGCAUCUCUUUAACUGAUAACUAAACUAGCAGUGCAGAUGGCACUCUUUCGCUAAGUGCAUAGAUGUAUUAUAGGUAAUGAAUGUGUAGUGGAAUUCUGAGAAUGCUACAGAUAUUGUGGAGCAGCAGAAAGGUAAAUGUACCCUAAAUCCAGAGGUUGUGAGUUCAAAUCCCACGUGGGCUCAUACUGAAAAGUCAGUACUAAGUCAUCAUUGAUUAAAGCUUUUUACACUAUUUUAGCUGAACAGUUCAAAACUGCCAUACCAUUUACCAUUUACCUAAAAAAAUACAUACCAUUUCAUUAUUUCCUGUGAAAUUUGCAAUUGCACAAUGUGAAAUUGUGUGAAAAAAAAGAGACACGUGAGGUCAGAUGUUCACAUGUUAACACCACCUUUUCACAUGUCAAAAUAGUAACAUGGUUUCACUUCACAUGUGAAUUGCAGCUUCACAUGUGGAAUUGCAAGUUCAAAUGUGAAAAACAAACACGUGAAAAUCACAUUUGCAGUUCCACAUGUAAGAAACAUUCAAAUGUGAAAAUACAACUCUCACAUGUAGAAUUGCAUUUUUACAUGUGAUAAACAUUCAAAUGUGAAAAUCGAUUUAGCAGUUUUACAUGUGAGAAACAUUCAAAUGUUGUCAUAUGUGUAGUUUCAUUGUAUCACAUGUUGAAAUUUUGCAUCCCCAUGUUGUCACAUUUAUUUCACAUGAUAUCAAAUGUUUUCACGUGUAGUUUCAUCUUAUCACAUGUUGCUUUUACAUGUUGUCACAUGUUAUCACAUUAACUUCACAUAAAAUCACAUGUGAAACAGGGGGGGGGGGGGUAAUUACAAACACCACCUUUCAGCCCGGAGCAAAAAAAGGCUUUGAGAACAUCAAUGGGAUAUUUUACUUGAAUUCCAGAGAGUUCAGUGACAGUAUAUAUGCACUCCAUCAUAUAUACUGUAACAGUAAUGGUAAAACAUUUUUCUGUCAUGUAACUCAUUUCUCAAUAUACGCUGUGAUGACGGGACUAUUGGAGAACAAAACCCAGGAAAUAAUAUACUAUUUAUUUUGGUGUCUAGUAUAGUCAUGUGUGCUAUAGCUCUGCUGUCUAACCCAUGACCUUUACCUCCAGAUCACAUUUCUACUAUCCUGCACGCAUCACAAACAGGUUAUUGCAUGUGCAGUUUCUAUGAGGGUGAAAACCUUCCUUAAGCUUGUUUCUUUGUUGCAAUAGUUACCAUAAUGUUCAUUAGAUAUACAGUAAAUAUAGUUAGAAUAAUGUAUAUAAUACUAGUAUUGUUUAAAGGGCCAAUCUGCAGUUGAAACAAUAACAAAGCCGUCACCCGCCUCUGUUUUGGUAAAAAACGGAGGGACGGGAGAAAUGUAACCACUCUCAGACAGAGCUAUGGAUGCCAGGACUGACCCUCCGUGAUACAGAGCUAUGGAUGCCAGGACUGACCCUCCGUGAUACAGAGCUAUGGAUGCCAGGACUGACCCUCCGUGAUAUAAACAUAACAGUUUUACCCAUGUUUUGAGAGGCUAUACAGUGUUUGUUUACAAUUACAAUGUUAACAAACAGAGUAAAACAAGCUUAUAUUUCGGGGUCUUAUAGGGUAUGAGUCCAAAAAUGGAUGGAGCAACUGCAGAUUGCUGCUUUAAGAAUUAAGAACAGUACAAUUGAAAUGAAAUAAUUAUGUUACUUUUAUCCUCCUUACAAAUAUAUUAUUUAUUCUAUAAUUGGAAACUGAAUCAACUGGUGACCUUUUUUGGACACUGUAACUCUACAUGUCCCUUAAAACAUCCCUGUCACUCUGUGGCCAGCAGGACAUAGUCACACACAAACACAGGCCAGGCCAUCUUAUCUUCCUACAUAGAGGAAAAAGUUUGCCUCCUGCAGGUUCAACUUGGUUUUAGCUUUUUGAAUUGGUUGUCAUUGGAGAAAAAUAUAACAGAGUGGAAAAUAUAAUAUAGUUGUCACGAUCGUUGGAGGAAAUGGACCAAUGCGCAGCGUGAUUUGCGAACAUACUUAUUUUAUUCCACACGAAACAAAACGAUAACGUGAAGUCCUUGGUUACAAUACAAAACCAACACGGAACAAGAUCCCACAAAACACUGUGGAAAACAGGCUGCCUAAGUAUGGUUCCCAAUCAGAGACAACAAGCAACAGCUGAUACUCGUUGCCUCUGAUUGAGAACCACCCCGGCCAACCCAGAAACACAUGAGCUAGAUAAUCAACCUAGAACACAAAACACAUAGAAACGACACACCCUGGCUCAACAUAACAGAGUCCCAGAGCCAGGGCGUGACAGUACCCCCCCCCCAAAGGCGCGGACUGCGACCGCGCCAAACAUAAACCGAACAGGGGAGGGCCGGCUCCGGGCUUGACCACCACCCUCCGUAGCGCCCCUGGUCCGGUCUGGCCCCGCUGGCUGGAGCUGGACUGGACAUCGGUGGAGCGGAUUGCUUAGGCUCCGAUGUGGAGCAGCUGACCGGUACCUGACCAGGCACCGGUGACCCAGGCACGGGCUGUGCCGGACUGACGACGCGCACCACAGGCUUGGUGCGGGGAGCAGGAACGGGCCGGACCGGGCUGACGACGCGCACCACAGUCUUGGCGCGGGGAGCAGGGACGGGCCGAACCGGGCUGACGAAGUGCACCACAGGCUUGGUGCGGGGAGCAGGGCCGGACCGGGCUGACGAUGCGCACCACAGGCUUAGUGCGGGGAGCAGGGACGGGCCGAACCGGGCUGACGAUGCGCACCACAGGCUUGGUGCGGGGAGCAGGAACGGGCCGGACCAGGCUGACGACGCGCACCCCUGGCUUGGUGCAGGGAGCAGGAACAGGCCAGGCCGGGCUGGCGACGCGCACCUUUGGCUUGGUGCGGGGAGCAGGAACAGGUCGGGCCGGGCUGGCGACGCGCACCAUUGGCUUGGUGCGGGGAGCAGGAACAGGCCGGGCCGGGCUGGCGACGCGCACCAUUGGCUUGGUGCGGGGAGCAGGAACAGGUCGGGCCGGGCUGGCGACGCGCACCAUUGGCUUGGUGCGGGGAGCAGGAACAGGCCGGGCCGGGCUGGCGACGCGCACCAUUGGCUUGGUGCGGGGAGCAGGAACAGGCCGGGCCGGGCUGGCGACGUGCACCAUUGGCUUGGUGCGGGGAGCAGGAACAGGCCGGGCCGGGCUGGCGACGCGCACCGUAGGAUUGGUGCGAGAGGCAGGAACAGGCCAGACCGGGCUGGCGACGCGCAUCACAGGCUUGGUGCGAGGGACAGGAACAGGCCGGACCGCACUGGGAACACACACCACUGGCCUUACCCGGGGUUCAUGAAUGGGCCGGACCGGACUGGCAACACACCUCAGUACCUCUCGCCGUGCCUCUACAUUUUCCUUCCCUCUACUCGCCAAUGGCUCCCGUAACCCGGUGGCCUUCUCUCCUCGUCCACUAACUCACCCCUUAUCUGCCUCCAGCAGCCCCGUUGUCCACGGUGUGAGCCCCCCCCCCCUAAAAAUGUAUUGGGUUUGUCUCUCCCCCGAUGCUAUGGCCUCCAUGGCUCUCGCCAGACUCUCCAUCUUCUGCUCCCAAGUCCAACCUCUCUCCUCCUCACGCGGCUUGACCCAGUCGAGGUUGAUAUCCAUUAGAUUCACCUCUGGCGUUGGCUCCUGGACACGCUGCUUGACCCAGUCGAGGUGGACAUCCAUUAGAUUCACCUCUGGCGUUGGCUCCUGGACACGCUGCUUGGUCCAGUUAUGGUGGGAUCUUCUGUCAAUGGCUGAUGUGGAUGUGGUGUAGGAGUCAGGCGCAGGACACAGAAGCUACUUCCAACAGACUUUACUAGAGGACACGACAAUACAAAGAAAAGGGCCUCAACAAAAACAAGGAGGCGAGCGAUUACGCAACAGUGCGCAAAAAUACUCCAAUGCACAAGAAUACGCAAAAGUGCGUCUGGACUCUAAACACAAUAGAGCAAAAUACCAGCACCUACGGACAGGCGGAACAAGAUCCCACAAAACACUGUGGAAAACAGGCUGCCUAAGUAUGGUUCCCAAUCAGAGACAACAAGCAACAGCUGUUACUCGUUGCCUCUGAUUGAGAACCACCCCGGCCAACCCAGAAACACAUGAGCUAGAUAAUCAACCUAGAACACAAAACACAUAGAAACAACACACCCUGGCUCAACAUAACAGAGUCCCAGAGCCAGGGCGUGACAAUAGUAAUUGUUGUGAAACAUUUAUGAACUAUUUUCUUCUCGGAAAAGUCAUGUGAAAUUAGCUAAUGUUUGGUGCAUAAUGCAGUAAAUACUGGAUUUUUAGAUUAAAUAAAAUCAAGAAUCAGUUAUGAAAAGAGCAUCAUGCUAUAAUCAUUUGUCUGUAUAUUGCAGGUUUCAUUUCCAUAUAUUUAGGCCUUGUUUCGGUUGUGUGUGUGUGUUGGUGUGUUUGUGUGUGUGUGUGUGUGUGUGUGUGUGUGUGUGUGUGUGUGUGUGUGUGUGUGUGUGUGUGUUUGUGUGUGUGUGUGUGUGUGUGUGUGUGUGUGUGUGUGUGUGUGUGUGUGUGUGUGUGUGUGUGUGUGUGUGUGUGUGUGUGUGUGUGUGUGAGUGUGUGUGAGUGUGUGUGUGUUUACUGAAGAGGACAACAGAUAUGUGUGUGGCUGAGUGGAAGACCUUGAACAAUGAGUUAUUACCAGGACAACUUCACACAGGGAAUUCUUUCAGGAACACACACUUCCUUGACUGUUAACAAAAUGUCUUAUUUAACUCACUAAAAGAAAACACAUACUAAUGUAUUGAAUUAAAGAUUGUUUCCUUUUUUAUGGUCUGUCAAAUAGUUUAAAAGUACAAUUUUAUAUAAUAUUGUCUUUCUGACUGUUCCCAUACUUCCCAGGGUCCUGAACCAUCUCUCUAUGAACGCCAUAGCCAGCCACUCCUUUGACGGUCUGAGAAGAGUCCAGCAUAUGUGAGUAUCAAAUAUCAAUCUGGGGUUGAUCCAUAUCAAUUCAAUCGCUUUUUGACCACACUCCUUUUGAUUACGAAUUAUUCAAAAUAACCUGUUUUUGCUUGGUGCGUCUUUUAGAGAAAUUGGUCAAAGUGUCGCCUUGGAAACCAUAGAGACCCUUGCAUUCAACAACCUUCUGGACCUCAAUGAAAUGUGAGUGUGCUCCCCCCCAGGGGUAGAAAAUGGAUCCUCAUAGAAAGAGUUUAGUCUGCUUUCUUGUAUGGGCUGAUCUUUUUUUCAAGACGGUGUUCUAGAUUUGCAGGUGAUGUUUGUGACGUUAAGUAAUAUGUCAUUGCAAGUGACGUAUAACUAAUAUGUCAGCUUGGGUGACAUACAGUAUAACUACAAUGAUUAAACGUCACUAUACAUUUACAUUUUAGUCAUUCAGCAGACGCUCUUAUCCAGAGCGACUUACAGAUAGUGAGUGCAUACAUUUUUCAUACUGGCCCCCCGUGGGAAACGAAUCCACAACCCUGGCGUUGCAAGCGCCAUGCUCUACCAACUGAGCUACAGGGGACCACUACUGUGACGUAUUCUACUGAGCCCAUGUUCCGAAUAUAUAAAAGGGACUGGCUGAAAUCAGGCGGGUCCUGUAUGUCAGAUGUGUGCUGUAUGUGACGUCAUAUACAUUUUUGUUUUGCAGCUUCAUUAAGAACACACGGAGCCUGGUGCACAUCGCUCGAAGGACGUUCAACAACCUUCCUAAGCUGCGUUAUCUGUGAGAGGCCUUCUGAACUUUAAGAGAUACCAGAUACCAUACCGUACUAUACUAUGUUUGUGUCUCAAAUGGCACCCUAUUCCCUUUACAGUCCACUACUUUGUAUUCCCUUUAUAGUCCACUACUUUGUAUUCCCUUUAUAGUCCACUACUUUGUAUUCCCUUAUAGGGCUCUGGUCAGAAGUAGAGCACUAUAAAGGCAAUAGGGUGCCAUUUGGCACGCAGCCUAUCUCUCUCUCUGCAUAGUGAGGGCUCGUUCCUCUCUAGAUAAUACUACUAGUCUGGUUUAUUCAUUCACAUACUUUCUCAUACUCUGCUACAACAUACAUGUUGACACUUUGACUUCACAAUAGUUCAUUUCAGUUCAGUAAAUCUUUAUUGUUCCCAGUGUAUAUGCUAUGUGUACAAAACAUUAUGAACACCUGCUCUUUCCAUGACAUAGACUGACCAGGUGAAUCCAGGUGGAAGCUAUGAUCCCUUAUUGAUGUCACAUGAGACAUGGAUUGUGUAUGCGUGCCAUUCAGAGGGUGAUUGGGAAAGACAAAAUAUUUAAGUGCCUUUGAACUGGGUAUGGUAGUAGGUGCCAAGCGCACCGGUUUGAGUGUGUCAAGAACUGCUGCUGGGUUUUUCACGCUCAACAGUUUUCCGUGUGUAUCAAGAAUGGUCCACCACCCAAAUUACAUCUGUGGGAGGCAUUGGAGUCAACAUGGGCCAGCAUCCCUGUGGAACGCUUUUGACACCUUGUAGUCAAUGCUCUGACGAAUUGAGGCUGUUCUGAGGGAAAAAGGGGGGAGGUGUUCCUAAUGUUUUGUACACUCAGCGUAUAUUGUACAUAAAAUACAUAGAAACCAUAUGAUACAACAUACAUAAGCAAGACCUCAGUAAGGUAAUGCAAAUAGGUUAUUAUUGUGUUAUGAAGUAAUGUAAUACAGUCUUGUUAUGCAUUAACAGGAGUAUAUCCAACACUGGGAUAACAGUGUUCCCUGACAUGACUUCUAUCCAUUCUCUGGAACCUUGGAACCAAAAUUUUGUCUUGUAAGUAUGUGAGAAAAAAAAGAGGUGCUCCAACAACAUGAGAAGAGGUGUGGCCUUAAAUCCUAGUGGAGUCCAUAAGAGGUAGAGGUGCGACACUCUCCAUUAAAACAAUUAUUUUUAUUAGAAAUUCAUUAAAAACACUGUGACUUUCAUCAGACAGAGUCUUGUAAGUAUGGGUCAGUGUUGUUGAAGGGCUUGUCGACACUGUUGAAAAGUAAAUAUAGGUCUAAACAGUAUUAUAUCAACUUAAUCCACAUUUUGUCUUACAGGGAUAUCUGUGACAAUCUCUAUCUUCUGACAAUACCAGAAAAUGCUUUCGUUGGCAUGACAACUGAAUAUACUGCAAUGUAAGUACUGUGUUAUUAUAAUGGGUAGGCCUACUUUUUCCAAUCCAAAGGAGAAUAUAGUCCUAAAAACCUGAAGUGUGAAAAUGAUAUUGCUAUACUGAAUGACAUUUAAAGUCACUAACUCUCAUUAUUGCCUACUCCAGAUCUGGGAUCUAGGCCCCUUUGGUGUUAACAUUGUUUUCUCUCUAUUCCAGGAACCUGUUUAACAACGGCAUUAGAGAAAUACAAGACUAUGCCUUUAAUGGGACCAAGAUAAAUAAAUUGUACUAUUGUACAUACUUUUAACAUUUCCCAAAAAAUGUUUUGCAAUGAUAGCAUCUGUAUCAAUAAACAAUGCUAUUUACAUCUACUUUGUUUUAUGUGUUCUCAGGGUUUUAAAGAAUAACCGAAACCUCAGAGUGAUCCAUAGGGAAGCUUUUAAAGGAGCAGUGGGCCCUAGGAUACUGUAAGUGACAUGCUUAAAGUCUAUCAUUAUUUGAUCUUUAUUCUAUGUAUCCUUUAUUUAGACAGGUUAUCACAAUAUAAUCUGAAGUCAUGGUAACCUUCCCACAGCUGCAGGAAUCAACUACACAUACUAGAAAGGCAUGCAGUACACACACUGUAAGUCACUGUAGAAGUUGAAAAUCUAUCUAAUGCAUUGGUAUAUGUAAUAACCUCAAUACCCUCUGUAUCCUCUGUACUGAGUGAGUGAGUGAGUGAGUGAGUGAGUGAGUGAGUGAGUGAGUGAAUGAGUGAGUGAGUGAGUGAGUGAGUGAGUGAGUGAGUGAGUGAGUGAGUGAGUGAGUGAGUGAGUGAGUGAGUGAGUGAGGGAAUGAGUGAGUGUGUGAGUGAGUGAGUGAAUGAGUGAGUGAGUGAGUUACGAUUAUGACAGUUCCCAUCCAUUCUGAAUCAUUUGCCAUGUCUGUAAUUAGAGCUCUGAUGAAUGAGUGAGUGAGUUCAUUAGUGAAUGAGAGAAUUCAUUAAUUAAUAUCUUUAUUAUGAUUGUGUUUUGGCUGUAUGUUUUCCAGAGAUGUCUCGUCAACGGCGAUAGAGACUUUGCCGUCCCAUGGCCUAGAUUCUGUUGUGGAGCUGGUUGCCCGUACAGCCUACGGCCUAAAGAGACUACCCCCUUUCAUGGGUCUGGGGAACCUAGAGAAGGCACACCUCACCUACAACAGCCACUGCUGUGCCCUUCUCACCUGGGACACACACAGGUGGCAUAUCCCAUUCACACCAGAGGAGGCUGGUGGGAGGAGCUAUAGGAGUAAUGGCUGGAAUGGAAUCAAUGGAAUGGUAUCAAGCACAUCGAACAUAUGGAAACCACAUGUUUGACUCUGUUCCAUUUAUUCCAUUCCAGCCAUUACAAUGAGCCCUUCCUCCUAUAGCUCCUCCAACUACCCUCUUCUGAUUCACACCAGGAGCGAGCGUCACAGGCGGAGUUUGAACCUGGGUCUCCCACGGGAGAAACCAGCAUCUUGGCCAUUAGACCAAGAGGAAACGUCCUUUUGGGCCGAGGGACAGUGAUUUCAGCUAUUCGAGGGAUAUAACUAGUAAUUAAGUGGGCUAUUGCUGGUAAAAGUUUGAAAUUAAUGAGACUAUAGUCUUCAAUGCCCUUCAAAUGAAUCCCAUGAAUUGUUUACAGGAUGCAGCUUGAGUCAGUCUCUAGGGCAUGGGUUAAAGAUAAUGUAAUCUCAGAACCCAAAACCAAAUAGUGUUUGCUGGCCAGCUAGCAGUCUAUCACCAGAGACUAAAUAUAUUGUAUCUCAUUUGAGGUUGGGGGCCCCGGUGCAUGUUCCCUGCGUGCCCGUUUGGUAAUCCGGCCCUGUGUGUGUGUGUGUGUGUGUGUGUGUGUGACUCGGCUCUCAUGCCACUCUUCUUAUUGCUGUUAACCAAAUCAAAUUUUUAUGCCCUAAUAUAAGUGAUACUCUACCACUGCUUUGUGUUAAUGUCUUGAGAAUCAAAAACAUAUGUCUCUCUGACUGACUGUUUCCCCAAAGCACAUCAGCACAAGAUCAAAGCAUGACCAUGUUGCAGUUCCCCUUGAGACAGGCAGCAAGAGGUCAGGGGGCCCACAGAUAGCAUAUGAUAACAAAAUGUGUAGAAUUGCAGAAAAUUUGCUUUAAAACUGCAACAUGUUCUCUCAGCCUCAUGGCAAAAUGUGUAUAAUAGCAUUAUAAAACUGCCAAUUUUUCUCGCUGCAAAAUGUGUUGAAAUGAAGGAGGUCGGUGCUGCACACACACACACACACACACACACACACACGCAUUCACACACACACAUACAGUUGUGUUUUCAUGAAAUGUCAAUACUUUUUGUAGUGUGCAUUCUUUUCCCAUAUAAAUAUAUAUAUUUUCCUUAACCCCUAACCCUAAACCUAACCCUAAUACUUAACCUAACCCUAACCUUAUACCCAAAAACCCUAAGCCUAACCCUAACCCCAAAACCCUUAAGCAUAAAAUAGCAUUUGAACAAAUUCAGGACCUGAAAAAGGUUAUUGUUUUCCUACCUUUUCAGGACAUUAAGGUGAAAUGAUAGGGCAUUGGGGUCCUGAUAAUAUAGGAAAACAAGUGCACACACCCACACCCACACCCACACCCACACCCACACCCACACCCACACACACACCCACACCCACACACACACUUUGUCUCUCUCUUUCUCUUUCUCCCGCGCUCUCUCUCUCUUUUACUGUAAUCAUUCAAGCUCACAGGCCUAACAACAUAGGAUCAUAAAUGGGAACAAUAUCUGUUUCAGUCUGUUGCAGUUUAUCAAUGAGGUUCACAAUGAAAUCAAGACCAGACACUCAUGGUAGUAGGCUCCAAAUAUAGAGAUGGAAAAGAGAGAGCACCUCCUAUCUUUGCGAUCAUGGCUUCUGUGACGGCAUGGGCAGUGCCAUUGUGGGCUAUCUUGUGGCAAGUGUGCCGUCUACACAUCUCUAUGGCUCCAAGCUGAUUUUGAACACAUAUUUGAUUUACCUCUAUCUCCUCUAGGGAUUCUCCAAUCAAUGCAGCACGACAUAAUGGAUCUAGGCCUACGUAUUGCGAUCACAGUCCGUCUGAAAAGUGAGGUUUCAUUUCCUUCUUUGUUUGCUACUUCAGUAGUUUAAAUGUCCAGUGCAGCCAUUUUUAUCUCAAUAUCAAUUCAUUUCUGGUUAACAAUUAAGCACCUUAUUGUGAUUGUUUUAAAUUACAAUUGUCAAAAAUAAUCAAAAAAGCUUCUUAGCAAAGGGCAAUUUCUCAAGCAAGAAUUUUGAGUGGGGAGGGGAAAACUGACAAUUAGCUAUUUAUUGGCAGAGAGGUUUGGAACUCUCUUUCUUAUUGAUUUAUUAACUAAUUUACCGCAUGGUGAUGUCACAAUGGAAGGCCAAAACUGAAAUUUCAGGCAGUCUUUUCAAACAGCUCUUACACUAAAAGGGCAGUAUCAUCAUUUUCACAAGUGUACAGUAUUACUCCAACCUCAUAGUGUGGAAAUAUAUAUUAAACACAGGAAAAUCACAUUUUUGACUGCACCUUUAAAAACUCUAAAGUCUGAGUUCCCCAAAUAAUUAUUCAUUACAUCAUAGAAUUGCUAAGUUUGUAGAUUCAUCCAUUUUGACUUAGAGACAUCUUCACUGAAGGUGCCUUAUUUGCCUAAUUCCUAAUUUGAGUAAUGAAUCAUCUACUGAUUAUGACUUUUCAGGGAGCCCAGUUAAACUAUCUGAUUGGAAAUGCCACUACCUGUCUGAACUUUAGUGAACUGUUUUUCAUCCAGUCCUGAAAUACUAGUGACACAUCCUGAUCAAUCAUGACCUUUCAGUCAUGACCUUUCAUCUCUCCACCUUUGAACUAUGGAAACAGGUUUUUCUAUCUAGCCAAUGGACUGUAGCCUCAUAUUACCAGACUCAUUUAUGUAAGUAUGUGAGAUCCGGCUGGCUCACGAAGCUAAAUGCAUUGGUCUUCAGUCGAAAAGAAAUGUCAAUAUAAUUAUACAGUCAUAAAACUUUAGUGACCAUUGACCUGUUCUUUACAGCUCUCGCUUCCUGUACCACCAGGUCUCCAGGUGUUAUGGUGGAUUCAUCCAACACAUCCCUACUGGUGGAAAUACCUGGAAUAACCGAAGAUGUUGAUUAUGAGUCCUACGGAGGUGUGGAUUUCCAGUAUCCAGAACUAGGGUUAUAUUGUCAGACCAGACCAACCCUCCAGUGCACACCAGAGGCUGACGCCUUUAACCCGUGUGAAGACAUAGCAGGUAGAAUCAAGAAUUGCUGCGCUCAACUCAGCUUAGUCCCUAAGCAAAAGUCUUUGGGUGCAGGGUUAAAAAUACAUAAACUGGGGAAGGAAAACCCUAAUUCACUGUAAUAGUCUUAAGACGUUUUAAUGUUCUUUUAAGCAGUCAAGCGGUCAAACAAACGGACAUGUUUCGGCAACAGCCUUUUUCAGCGUUGAAAGAACAGUAGGCCUAGGCAUGAUGCACCCAUAUACAGAGAUGACAUCACUUUGUCGUACUGUCUCCUUUCCACUGUUAUUUUACUGUUGUUUUACUAUCUUAGUUAUUUCUUAAUUUUAUUUUUGUUUAAUUUUAUAUAAUUUUGUUACGCACCAUUAAAUGCAUUUUCUGUAAGAAAUGUGUUAUACAAAUCAAGUUUGAUUGAUUGAGUUUGACUGAUUUUCCCAUGUUAACUCCAGGUUUCAGUUUUCUCAGAGUCGCCAUCUGGUUCAUCAACAUCCUGGCGAUCGCCGGCAACCUGACGGUCCUCCUCAUCUUCUUCUUCAGCAGAUGUAAACUCACCGUGCCACGCUUCCUCAUGUGUCACCUGGCCUUUGCUGACUUCUGCAUCGGUGUCUACCUCCUCAUGAUUGCCGUAGUUGACCUCCGCACCCGAGGCCACUACAGUGAGCACGCCAUCGAUUGGCAGACGGGGGCGGGUUGUAGUGCGGCGGGCUUCCUGUCUGUGUUCGGUGGGGAGCUGUCGGUGUACACGUUGUCGACUAUCACUCUGGAGCGCUGGCAUACGAUAACUCAUGCCUUGCAGCUGGAGAAGAGGCUAGGCCUGGCGCAGGCUGCUGGCAUCAUGGCUGGAGGGUGGUUGAUCUGUCUGGGGAUGGCCAUGCUCCCCCUGGUGGGGGUCAGUAGCUACAGCAGGGUAUAUGAUACACUAUGUACUAUUAAAAGAAAAACACCAGAACCAUGGACGGCAGAGCGUACCUAGUGCUUCUGAAAAGAAUAGCGGCCAACAUUUUCUGUUCAUUUUCCAAUUAUUCUACAUGUUGAAUCCACACAAAUAGCCACCACUAGUCUGCACCCAGCAGGUGCUUGCUAUAACACACCGCGGCGACAGGAAGUGAUGGCCAUCCAUCGUUGUCGCUAUGACACAUUGCGGCAACAGCAAGCGAUGACUGUCCAUUGUUGUGUUUAAAACACACUGCGACGACAGCAAGCGAUGGCCGUCCAUCGUUCUGGGGUGCUCUUUACAUUAUUGUCCCAGAGAAGAAAAUUGGUUAGGACACUUUUUUUCAGUACUGCUGUAUACAAAAUAACACAAUAAAUAUAUUCCAGGUGAGUAUGUGCCUUCCCAUGGACAUCAAGACUCCUCUGGCCCAGGCCUUCAUCCUCCUGCUCCUCCUCUUCAACGUGGGGGCGUUCCUGGUGGUCUGUGUCUGCUACGUUCUCAUCUACCUGGCAGUACGGAACCCCCAGUUCCCCGGCCGCAGCGCAGACGCCAAGAUCGCUAAGCGCAUGGCUGUCCUCAUCUUCACAGACCUCCUCUGCAUGGCGCCCAUCUCAUUCUUCGCUAUAUCCGCAGCCUUUAAGGUUCCGCUCAUCACUGUCACCAACUCCAAGAUACUCCUGGUGCUGUUCUUUCCUAUCAAUUCCUGUGCCAACCCUUUCCUCUAUGCCAUCUUUACUAAAGCUUUCAGGAAAGAUGUCUAUCUGUUACUGAGUAACAUGGGCUGCUGCGAGAGUAAAACUAAUAUGUACCGGAUGAAGGCCUAUUGCUCUGAGAAUGUGGUGAAGAGUCGUUCUGGGAACAAGGGCACUCUGCUUUGUACAACACUUAGGAUGGACCCUCUGCCACUGCAGAGCCAACAGCUGAAAGAUGAUGGAGAUUAG